Molecule: messenger RNA, 2164 nt
Organism: Brassica oleracea var. oleracea
Lineage: Eukaryota; Viridiplantae; Streptophyta; Magnoliopsida; Brassicales; Brassicaceae
Product: threonine dehydratase biosynthetic, chloroplastic-like
Exons: 9
Coding region: 84-1898 (604 amino acids)
Biological process (GO): L-threonine catabolic process
Molecular function (GO): pyridoxal phosphate binding; threonine deaminase activity
Source: RefSeq, a predicted model, not a curated record
AGAAUAAGUAAUCAAUUAAUCUGAGUCACAGAUAGUUUUGUUGCCGCCGCCACCACCUACCACAAUCUCUCCCUAGAGCCGCCAUGGAUUCCGUCAGGCUUCCAACGGCUCCUUCCUGUCUCCGUUCCCAAAUGCUAGGUCAACCCCUUCACCACAUUCCCCUACCUCCUUGUAACCGCAACUUCCGGUUAAAACCGGUUAUCGGCAUCAAUCUAUCUCGAAACCACGUUUCUCCGGUUGCCGUUAUCACCCGAGACGAAACGUCUGUAGCUCCUCUAGCUUCUCCUCAGCCACGUCUCAAGGUCUCUCCGAGCUCGCUCCAGUACCCCGCCGGUUACCUCGGCGCGGUUCCGGAGCGUGCGAGCGAUCCCGAGAACGGGAGCAUCGCGGAGGCGAUGGAGUAUUUGACGAACAUACUGUCCACGAAGGUUUACGACGUGGCGAUUGAGACGCCACUCCACUUGGCGAAGAAGCUCUCGGAGAGGUUAGGUGUUCGCUUGUUUCUCAAAAGAGAAGACUUGCAACCUGUGUUCUCGUUUAAGCUACGUGGAGCUUACAACAUGAUGGUGAAGCUUCCAGCUGAGCAAUUAGCAAAAGGGGUGAUCUGCUCCUCAGCUGGUAACCAUGCUCAAGGAGUUGCUUUGUCUGCUGCCAAACUCGGCUGCACCGCCGUGAUUGUUAUGCCUCGUACAACUCCAGAGAUCAAGUGGCAAUCUGUGGAGAACUUGGGUGCGACGGUUGUUCUUGUUGGGGAUUCGUAUGAUGAAGCACAAGCAUUUGCUAAGCAACGAGCUGAGGAAGAAGGUUUGACGUUUAUACCUCCUUUUGAUCACCCUGAUGUUAUCGCCGGACAAGGGACUGUGGGGAUGGAGAUCACAAGGCAAGCUAAAGGUCCGUUACAUGCUAUAUUUGUCCCCAUCGGUGGUGGUGGUUUGAUAGCUGGUAUUGCUUCUUACGUGAAGAGAGUUUGUCCCGAGGUGAAGAUCAUUGGUGUAGAGCCAGCUGAUGCAAACACAAUGGCCUUGUCGCUGCAUCACGGCGAGAGAGUGAUACUAGACCAGGUUGGGGGGUUUGCAGAUGGUGUAGCGGUUAAAGUAGUUGGUGAAGAGACUUUUCGUAUAUCCAGAAAGCUGGUGGAUGGUGUUGUACUCGUCACUCGUGAUGCUAUCUGUGCAUCAAUAAAGGAUAUGUUUGAGGAGCAACGGAACAUUUUGGAACCAGCAGGUGCUCUUGCGAUCGCUGGAGCCGAAGCGUACUGUAAAUAUUAUGGGCUAAAGGACGUGAAUGUUGUUGCCAUAACAAGUGGUGCAAACAUGAACUUUGACAAGCUGAGGAUUGUGACGGAGCUGGCUAAUGUCGGUAGGCAACAGGAGGCUGUUCUUGCUACUAUCUUGCCGGAAAAGCCUGGAAGCUUUAAGAAAUUCUGUGAACUGGUUGGGGCAAUGAACAUAACCGAGUUCAAGUAUAGAUAUGGGUCUGAAAAGGAAUCUGUUGUACUAUACAGUGUUGGAGUGCACACACCCGGAGAGCUCAAAGCACUAGAGAAGAGAAUGGAAUCUUCUCAGCUCAGAACUAGGAACCUUACAAGCAGUGACUUAGUUAAAGAUCACCUGCGUUACUUGAUGGGUGGAAGAUCAAGUGUUGAAGAAGAGGUUCUAUGCCAAUUCACCUUCCCAGAGAGACCGGGUGCUCUGAUGAACUUCUUGGACUCUUUCAGUCCCCGUUGGAACAUUAGCCUUUUCCAUUACCGUGCAGAGGGUGGUGCAGGCGCGAAUGUGUUGGUAGGAAUCCAAGUGCCGGAGCAAGAAAUGGUGGAGUUCAGAAACCGAGCUCAAGUUCUUGGAUACGAGUACGUCUUGGUAAGUGAAGACACAAUUUUCAAGCUUCUAAUGCACUAGGUUUAAUGCUGUGAUGGAGAGACCAAAUCCGAGGAAGUAGUAGAAGCCAUGGGAGUCUUGCUUGCGUCCGUGGUUGUUCUUGAGCUCUCUGUUAGAACAAAAUCUGUGAGUCUGGGUCUGUUAGAUGUGCUUUUAUGUCACGGGCCUAUUACGCUAGCCCAAUAUGUAACCUUUAUCGCCUACGAGCUCUUUUCAGUCACUAUGCUGUAAUAUGUAGACUUUGGAUUUCUUUCAGCAAAUAAUGUGAGGGCUAACCUUCCAAUAAA